Molecule: messenger RNA, 657 nt
Organism: Colletotrichum lupini
Lineage: Eukaryota; Fungi; Ascomycota; Sordariomycetes; Glomerellales; Glomerellaceae
Exons: 3
Coding region: 1-657 (218 amino acids)
Source: RefSeq, a predicted model, not a curated record
AUGAGCGGUCAGCACUACAGCAGCAAUCCGUUAGCCAGCCCCAUUCAACACUGCUUAUUGACUGCGUUUGGUCCCGCCGACCUGGGUGUUUGUGGCAUCCCGCAAAGGAGCAUGAUGCCAGUAUGCUCGCCGCUUCUUCCACUCUUAUCCACUGAUUCGAUCAUCCCCGGACAAACAAGGGUGACUGCGAAAUUUCUUUUUCAAAACGGCUCUUCCCACCCGCCACCCGCAGACCAUGGGGCUGGUCCUUCCAAUGACACCGAGACGCGGAAAUGGAUGGCUCUGCGAGUCUCGGUGGAGUCCGCAUACCCGAGCCUCCCCGACUUGUUUGCCAACUUCAUCUCCAGUCCAGGUACCGAUUACCAACCGAUGGCCGAGGCUGGUGGCAUGUUGCUGCCAUACGAAAUCCUCAAAGAUGGCGCAUUGCGGUCGAUAGCCCAAACUAGCUGCUUCGGUCAAUCUGUCGGGAGCAUACGGUUGCUUCCUCAUCCUUCGCCGCCCUGCGAGGCGCCGCCAACGCAGCAACGGCAGCUAAACCGUUUUGGAUGCGGGAAGCCGGCGUCAAAUGUACAUCUCCCGCCCAUGUCUCACCAAAGUUCGAAUAGAGACAUACGGAAGGAGGAUGCCACAUUGUUUCACAGCAAAGUUGCUGCGUAA